Bactrocera oleae (olive fruit fly) is the source of this 956-nucleotide messenger RNA. RefSeq names its product female-specific protein transformer. The record is from RefSeq and is a predicted model, not a curated record. Gene Ontology annotation, biological process: mRNA processing; female sex differentiation. Lineage: Eukaryota; Metazoa; Arthropoda; Insecta; Diptera; Tephritidae.
ACUAUUUUCAUAUUUGACAUUUGAAAUUAACGUUUUUACAAUAACAUUUUGGUUUUUGGAUUUAAUAAAAAAGCAUUAUAAAAUGAAAAACAGUUAAUAUAUAUAUAUAAUACUCCAAACGCAUAUAAACAAUUUUUACUUCAAGUAGUGAUUUAUAUAUAACUAAUUUUAGCAUUCGUCGUGUUCACAGGUGAAGGGUCAAAGCCUUUGUUUCAAAGAGAUGAUAUCGUGGUGAAUCCAAAAAUGGAGAUUCAAUGAAUAAACAACGUUCACAAACACGCAGAACUUAUUUUCGUCGGUCAAUUUCAAGGGAUCGUUAUAUGGGUGACAAUAGUAAACGGGAACUAGAAAAAUUACUAUCAGAUAAAGAUUUGGGUAGCACACCGAGGCAAUAUCGACAUAGAUCAGAAGAUCGUGCUAAAAAUUUGCAUAGACACCGAAGAUCUCGUACACAUUCAAGAUCACACACUCGUUCACGUGAACGUUCGUCGCGUAUAGGGACACAAAGUAGCGAACAACAUAAAUAUCGUCAUGAAAUUGAGGAAAAUAAUAGAAACGACGAAAAAAAUCUGACACAACCGCAAAUCAUAGCCAUACCCGUGCCAGUUCCAGCGGAUUUUAUGAAUUAUGGUUAUCCAACCUGGCCGACUCCAUCGCAGUGGGCACCUCAAUCAUCACGGUAUGGAACUCCCCCUUAUCCUAUGCCUACAUUUUUGCCUGCUGUUUUACCACCAAUGCGGCACCCAAUGCCACCAUAUGGAUUACCUCCACAACCCAUACGUUACGGUGCACCUAGUUAUAGAUUACCUUCACAAUAUGGUGCAUACAUAAAUUGUGACUGAUAAAUGUAGAUUAAGAUAUAAUACUAAUUAGAUAACACACGUAGGAUUAUAAAGUUGAUUAGGUAAUCAAAUCUUAUUGCAAAUUUGAAUAAUAUAUAGAUAUGUCACACGUAA